AUUCUCCCAGCCUCACCAAUAUUUAUUUAGGCCUCCCCUCUUAUUAGAAAGCCAUGCCAUGUGGAACCUAGAUCACAAGCAUACAAGAGGAAGAGCAUUUGCCAAGCACGCCUCGCAAUUUAAAUCUAGAAAAUCUCUCAUUAUAUUCCUCUGGAUCUCGCUCUGUAUGAUCUCCUUCACUCCAUCCAUUUUUCUGAUCAGAAGUACUUUCUUCCUGCACAAAUUUACCGAAAAAUCCGCAAAGAGAUCACUUGCAGUUAUGUCUAACAUGAAUAAUGAUAUAGAAAGCAAGAGCCCAUUUGAGAGACCUCGAUCAGUAGUGAAAAAAUUGUUGUCAAAGGAGCAGCCUGAAGGAGAUGGUGCACUUGUUAGACGAAGCAUUGGAAGGCCUGAAUUGCGGAAUCUUGAUCCUUUUCUUUUGCUUGACGAAUUUUCAGUUACUCCUCCUGGAGGUUUUCCAGAUCAUCCUCACAGAGGAUUUGAGACUGUUACAUACAUGCUCAAGGGAGCUGUUACACAUCAAGACUUCGCAGGACAUAAGGGUACCAUCAAAGCUGGUGAUCUGCAAUGGAUGACUGCUGGGAGAGGUAUAGUUCAUUGUGAAAUGCCAGCAAGCAAAGGAGUCCAUCAUGGGCUGCAAUUAUGGGUCAAUCUUUCAAAGAAGGACAAAAUGAUCGAACCUGCAUAUCAAGAAUUGGAAGACAAAGACAUACCCAAGGUCGAGAAAGAUGGUGUUAGGGCAAUUGUAAUAGCUGGAGAAGCCCUGGGAAUUAAAUCCCCUGUAUACACACGAACUCCAACAUUGUUCUUGGAUUUUACAAUGAAACCUGGAGCUGUUCUUCAUCAAGAGGUUCCGGAGGGUUGGAAUGCAUUUGCUUACGUAUUAGAAGGCGAGGCAAUCUUUGGGAAUGUUGAUUCAUCGGCCAUUACUGCUCAUCACACUGUUCAAUUGAGCGCUGGUAAUGGCUUGAGUGUCUGGAACAAGUCUAACAACCCUUGCAGAUUUGUUCUAAUUGGGGGCCGGCCAUUAAACGAGCCAGUUGUGCAAUAUGGCCCUUUUGUCAUGAACGCUAAAGACGAGAUAAUUCAAGCCAUUGCAGACUAUCAGCAUAGCAGAAAUGGUUUUGAGAGAGCCAUAAACUGGCACUCUGAUUCUGUUGUGCUCAGUGAAGCCGAUUAGAGAGCAUAUGUGGAGUUCAAAUGAAAUAAUCAGAUUUUAAACCACAGAAAUAUAUGCCCCGAGCAUUGUACCCUAAAAUGUUUUAGAAUGCCUUACCCUUGUUAUUCCCUAUUUGGAAAUCAUAUAAUUAUUGUGAUUUAUUUUAAUAGGGAAUUCUUUGAUUUCUUUUUGCAUCAGCGACAGAUUAUUGUUAAUUAGCUGUUUGUAACAAAAGUUUUCACAUUUGUGGAAUGAGCAUAGAAUUUGUUCCAAAUUUA
Cryptomeria japonica (Japanese cedar) is the source of this 1437-nucleotide messenger RNA. Its product is annotated as pirin-like protein. Bases 59 to 1180 code for a protein of 373 amino acids. NCBI's taxonomy places the organism in Eukaryota, Viridiplantae, Streptophyta, Pinopsida, Cupressales, Cupressaceae. The record is from RefSeq and is a predicted model, not a curated record. The transcript is spliced from 7 exons.